AUGGUGCAUAUACUGCGCCUGGCGUUUCCUUCUUUUCUAUUUUCCCGUUGUCUUUUCUUUCUUUCUCUCCUUUUUCUUACCUUUGAUUAUUUCCAUUUUAUUUCUUUUCAUUAUAUUUUCCUUUCUUUCUUUACUUUUCCUUUUCUUUUGCGGUUCUUCCACAUCCUUUCCUUUCUUUCCUUCUUUCUUCUUGUUUUUUUUCCUGUCUUUCCUUCUCAUUUUUUUUUCAUUUUCUCUCAUUUUCCUAUCCUUUUUUCUUUUUCUUUUUCCUUUCUUUUUUAUUUCUUUCUUUCCUUCUUUCUUCUUUUUGUUUUCCUUCCUGUCUUUCCUUUUCAUUUUCUUUUCUUUACUUUUCCUUUUCUUUUGCGGUUCUUCCACAUCCUUUCCUUUCUUUCCUUCUUUCUUCUUGUUUUCCUUCCUGUCUUUCCUUCUCAUUUUCUUUUUUAUUUUCUCUCAUUUUCCUAUCCUUUUUUCUUUUUCCUUUCCUUUUUCUUUCUUCUUUCUUUCUUUCUUCUUUUUGUUUUCCUUCCUGUCUUUACUUUUCAUUUUCUUUUUCAUUUUCUCUCAUUUUCCUAUCCGUUUUUUUUUCCUUUCCUUUUUCUUUCUUUCUUUCUUUCUUUCUUUCUUUCUUUCUUUCUUUCUUUCUUUCUUUCUUCUUUUUGUUUUCCUUCCUGUCUUUCCUUUUCAUUUUCUUUUUCAUUUUCUUUCAUUUUCCUAUCCUUUUUUCUUUUUCCUUUCCUAUUUUCUUUCUUUCUUUCUUUCUUUCUUUCUUUCUUUCUUCUUUUUGUUUUCCUUCCUGUCUUUCUUUCUCAUUUUCUUUUUUAUUUUCUCUCAUUUUCCUAUUCUUUCUUUCUUUCUUUCUUUCUUUCUUUCUUUCUUCUUUUUGUUUUCCUUCCUGUCUUUCCUUUUCAUUUUCUUUUUCAUUUUCUUUCAUUUCCCUAUUCUUUCUUUUUCUUUUUCCUUUCCUUUCUUUCUUUCUUUCUUUCUUUCUUUCUUUCUUUACAUUCCUUUCUUUUUUCCUUUUCCUUAACUUACGUUUUCUUUUCUUUCUUUCUUUUAAUUCUUUCUUUUAUUUCUUUCUUUUUUUUCCUUUCCUUUCAUUAUACUUUCCAUUCAAUCUUUCCUUUUCCUUUCCAUUCCUUUUCCUUUUUUCCUUUACUUACUUUCAUUUUUCUUUUCUUUUUCAUUUCAUUUUCUUUUCUUAAUUUCUUUCUUUCUGUCUUUCUUUCUUUUCAGAAUCCUUUCCCUUCUUUGUUUCCUUUUCUUUUCCUAUCUUUCCUUCUUAUAUCCUUUCGUUUUCCUUCCUUUCUUUCCUUUCCUUUCUUUCCAUUAUUUCUUUCUAUUUCCUUUCCUUUCAUCUACUUUCUUUCUUUUCUUUUCCUUUCAUUUCCUUUCCUUUUCUUUAAUUUUCAUCCUUUCCAAAAUACCAACACUUUUCAACUUUCAACGAGUGUGUUAAAUCUAACCGUUCGGACAAAACACAUCGUCGAUUUUUUCUUUCUUUCUUUCUUUCUUUCUUUCUUUCUUUCUUUCUUUCUUUCUUUCUUUCUUUCUCGGUCUUUGACUCUUCUUCUUUUUCUCGCAAUGCAUUUUCACUCUUUCAUCACAGAAUCUUCUUUAUUCUUCUAUCUUUAUCUAUUUGGAAAGGGAAAAUCAUCGACGCCGAAAAAAGAAGUUCAUAACUAUCUAUCUAUCUAUCUAUCUAUCUAUCUGAGCCUGUUCAUAUCUCUCUCUCUCUCUCUCUCUCUCUCUCUAUCUAUCUAUCUAUAUAUCUAUCUAUCUAUAUAUAUAUAUAUAUAUAUAUAUAUAUCAGUCUGUCAUCUAUCUAUCUAUCUAUCUAUCUAUUUCAGGCUAUUCAUAUCUAUCUAUCUAUCUGUCUGUCUAUCUAUCUAUCUAUCUAUCUAUCUAUCUAUAUCUAUCUCAGUCUGUUCAUAUCUAUCUGUCUAUCUAUCUAUCUCAGUCUAUUCAUAUCUAUCACAGUCUGUUUAUAUCUAUCUAUCUAUCUAUCUAUCUAUCUAUCUAUCUAUCUAUCUAUCUCAGUCUAUUCAUAUCUAUCUAUCUCAGCUAUUCAUAUCUAUCUAUCUGUCUGUCUAUCUAGCUAUCUAUCUAUCUCAGCCUGUUCUUAUCCCUCUGUCUAUCUAUCUAUCAAUCUGUCUUUGCAGCUCGUUCCUUUUAGGCUUCUCUAUUUUUCUCUCUUUUUAUCUUAACUCUCUUCUUUUUCUUCUUGUUUUCUUUAUCUUUCUAAAAAGAGCUAUACCCUUCUGCCUCACCUGCUAUCCUCUUUCUGCCUCACCUCCGCCAUCCUGCUAUCCUCUUCUCUCACCUGCUAUCCUCUUCCACCUCACCCUAGCCUCCUGUCUUCACCUGCUAUCCUCUUCCGCUUCACCUGUUAUCUUCUUCCGCCUCUUCUGGCCUCACCUGCUACCUGCCCUCACCUUUGCAUCAUCCCUCUUCCGCCUCACCUACAUCCUCUUCCGUCUCACCUGCUAUCCCUUUUUGUCUCACCUGCUAUCCUCUUCCGCCUCACCACAUAUCCUCUUCCGGCUUCACCUGUUAUCCUUCCGCCUCACCUUGCCAUCUUCUUCUGCCCCACCUGCUAUCCUCUUCUGCCCUCACCUGUUAUCCUCUUCCGCCUCACCUGCACAUUCUUCCGCCUCACCUGCCAUCCCCUUCCGCCUCACCCUCAUUUUGUCUCACCUGUUAUCCCUCUUCCGCCUCACCCCUCCUCCUUCCGCUUCACCUUUCUCUUCCGCCUCAUCUGCUAUCUUCUUCUGCUCACCAUCCCUUCUGCCCACCUACAUCCCUUCCGCCUCACCUGCUAUCCUCUUUGUCUCUCACCUGCUGCCAUCCUUCCUUUGCCCCACCCUCAUCCCUCUUUGCCUCUGCUAUCCUCUUUUGUCUCACCUCCUAUCCUCCCUUCCGCCUCACCACAUCCCUUCCGCCUCACCUGCAUAUCCCUCUUCUGCCUCACCUGCUAUCCUCUUCCGCCUCACCUGCUAUCCUCUUCCGCCUCACCUGCUAUCCUCUUUUGUCUCACCUACUAUCCUCUUCCGCUAUCUUUGA
Messenger RNA from Acanthosepion pharaonis, 3063 nucleotides. The record is from the annotation of a GenBank genome assembly. Lineage: Eukaryota; Metazoa; Mollusca; Cephalopoda; Sepiida; Sepiidae.